Molecule: messenger RNA, 930 nt
Organism: Gigantopelta aegis
Lineage: Eukaryota; Metazoa; Mollusca; Gastropoda; Neomphalida; Peltospiridae
Product: sugar phosphate exchanger 3-like
Exons: 9
Coding region: 112-930 (272 amino acids)
Biological process (GO): transmembrane transport
Cellular component (GO): endoplasmic reticulum membrane
Molecular function (GO): transmembrane transporter activity
Source: RefSeq, a predicted model, not a curated record
CCAAGAUACGUUUUCCCUUCCGUGUGUAGAAUUGUAAACAGUGUAACUUUUAUCAAAUGAUUUCUUCGUUUUGUUUCAAACGAGGUUAACUAGUGGUGAACAGAAGUUAACAUGGCAUUACCGAAAAAACAGUCUCCUUACACUUUUCACCACAUUACUGUCUUUAUUCUUACGUUUAUCAGCUAUUCCUUUUUUCAUGCUACAAGAAAGACAUUUAGUAAUGUGAAAUCAACCAUCUCACAAGAAUGGUCACCUUCUUUUCACAACAAAAGUGUCCAGGAAGUGAAACCAGAUCAGAUCUGGAACCGAAGACACAUGUUUCAAACAGCUGGAGAUGCUGAACCUUUCCUCGGAGCUCUUGAUGCUGCCUUCAUGAUAUCGUAUGCUGUGGGCGACUUCAUCAGUGGAUUUGUUGGAGAUAGAUUGAACAUGCGAUAUGUGUUGUCUUUUGGAAUGUGUACAUCAGCUGUUAUGGUGUUUAUGUUUGGCUGCACCAUAGAGUGGGUUCACUAUUACAACAUGUACUUGUACAUGUUUAUCUGGAUUAUGAAUGGGCUCUUACAAUCCACUGGAUGGCCUACAGUGGUUGCCAUAAUGGCAAAUUGGUUUGGACAUUCCAGUCGAGGCCUGGUGCUGGGUGUCUGGAGUUCCUGUGCUAGUGUGGGGAAUAUCAUCGGGGCGUUCAUGGUAGCUUCAGUACUCGACUAUGGCUAUGAUUAUGCCUUCCUGUUCACAGCGUCUGUCUUAUUUGCUGGUGGAAUUAUCAAUAUGUUUGGUUUGCUCACCACACCACAUGAAAAUUCUAUCAAAGUCUCUACACGUCGUCGUUCCCCGUUUUCGGACUUGAGUGGUAGCACCCACAAGUACCUGGAGAACAGGUCAAUGAUCAUCAUGAGGUAUCUCACCCCGUCAUUGUAUUUAGCCAACUGA